Messenger RNA from Aspergillus caelatus, 792 nucleotides. RefSeq names its product negative cofactor 2 transcription regulator complex subunit NCB2 (gene nctB). Gene Ontology annotation, cellular component: negative cofactor 2 complex. The transcript is spliced from 4 exons. The record is from RefSeq and is a predicted model, not a curated record. NCBI's taxonomy places the organism in Eukaryota, Fungi, Ascomycota, Eurotiomycetes, Eurotiales, Aspergillaceae. Gene Ontology annotation, molecular function: general transcription initiation factor activity; core promoter sequence-specific DNA binding; TBP-class protein binding. Bases 93 to 521 code for a protein of 142 amino acids. Gene Ontology annotation, biological process: chromatin remodeling; positive regulation of transcription by RNA polymerase II; RNA polymerase II preinitiation complex assembly.
GGGAAAAAAAGUGAUCCUUCACCUUGACGACGUCUUUCCUGUGCGUGUGAGCGUGUUUCUCUUCCAACCAUUUCACUUCAACAAGGGACAUCAUGUCAGAUCGCGAGUUCAGUUCGAAUGAUGACCUGUCGCUUCCUAAAGCGACGGUCCAAAAAAUUAUCACCGAAAUUCUACCCCCUUCUUCUGGUCAGGCCUUCUCCAAAGACGCUCGCGAUCUCCUCAUGGAAUGCUGCGUCGAGUUCAUCACCCUGAUCUCCUCCGAAGCCAAUGACAUCAGCGAGAAAGAGGCCAAGAAAACAAUCGCCUGUGAGCACGUAGAGCGGGCUCUGCGUGAUCUUGGUUUUGGCGAUUAUAUCCCGGACGUGCUUGCUGUGGCCGAGGAGCACAAGGAGCAGUUGAAGUCGCGAGAAAAGAAGCAAAGCAAGAUGGAGCAGAGUGGACUGUCGGAAGAGGAGCUGUUACGACAGCAGCAGGAGUUGUUCCGCUCUGCUACGGAGAAGUACCACGCUGCCCCGGAAUAAAUGACUGAGUUGGAUAUAUGAAUAUGAAAUGCGUUUGACUCUUGCUGGUCAUAGAGGGAAUGGGUUUGGAGUUUUGUCUUUCGGAUGAAGAAUCUCGGAGUUUAGGUUGUCUGGGAUUGAAACCAUGGUUUCUGAACGGGUUGGCCGGUCUUUUAUUUUAUUUUAUUUUAUUUUUCUUUCUUUUCCAUUAGUAUAGUUGCAUUGAUUUCUCGACUUCUUGCUGUUCAGUUCACGAAAUACUUGGGCGUAUGUAAUACUACUUGUGUAUGGG